This is a messenger RNA of Populus euphratica (Euphrates poplar), 2608 nucleotides long. RefSeq names its product pentatricopeptide repeat-containing protein At3g22470, mitochondrial-like. Gene Ontology annotation, molecular function: mRNA binding; protein binding. The transcript is spliced from 2 exons. The record is from RefSeq and is a predicted model, not a curated record. Lineage: Eukaryota; Viridiplantae; Streptophyta; Magnoliopsida; Malpighiales; Salicaceae. Bases 102 to 1607 code for a protein of 501 amino acids.
UUGAGAAAGAGACACGGAGUUGAGUGGAAAAGCUUUCAUCUUCGGCUUCGAAGGAGGUGAGGAACAAACCGUCAGAGAUACCGCAGAUUUUUAACCUAACAAUGAUGAUGUUCACGCGGAAAAGCGCUUUUAGAGGUUUUCAACAACAACAAAUGGAAAUGGGUAUUCUUCUUCUUCCUGAUUUUCCUUCUUUCUUAUUCUCCAAUCAUUACCACUUAACCACUUCUACUUGUACUAAGAAACCUGCUUUGCCUCAAAACAAUGGUGGGUUUGUUAGUAAUAACAGCAAUGACAUUGGUAUUGGUGAUGCCAUGGCUUCAUUCUAUCGCAUGAUCCACAUGAACCCUAGGCCUUCUUUUGUGGAAUUUGGCAAAUUCUUAGGGUCCAUUGCCAAAAAGAAACAGUAUUCUACAGUUGUAUCCUUGUGCAAUCAAAUGGAUUUGUUUGGAGUUGCCCACAAUGAUUAUACUCUAAAUAUAUUGAUUAACUCUCUUUGUCGCUUGAGCCAUAUUCAUUUUGCUGUCUCUGUCUUGAGUAAGAUGUUCAAACUGGGUAUUCAACCUGAUUCUGUCACAUUCACUACACUCAUUAAUGGGCUCUGCAAUGAGGGGAGGAUUAAAGAAGCAGUAGAGUUGUUUAAUGAGAUGGCUGGUAGGGAUGUUAUGCCAAAUACAGUGACCUUCACUAUUUUGGUUGAUGUACUCUGCAAAAAAGGAAUGGUUUCAGAAGCUCGGUGUGUCUUUGAAACAAUGACUGAAAAAGGUGUAGAGCCAAAUAUUUACACUUACAAUGCUUUGAUGAAUGGUUACUGUUUACGGCUCGAAAUGAAUGAGGCCAGCAAGUUGUUUGAAAUCAUGGUUGGCAAGGGUUGUGCACCUAGUGUACAUAGUUACAGCAUCCUGAUCAAUGGAUACUGCAAGAGUAGAAGGAUGGAUGAGGCAAAAGCAUUACUUACUCAAAUGUCUGAAAAGGAAUUGAUUCCGAAUACUGUCACUUACAACACUCUUAUGCAAGGUCUAUGCCAUGCAAGUAGUCUUCUAGAAGCGCAAGAGCUAUUCAAGAAGAUGUGUUCUUCUGGCAUGCUUCCAAAUUUGAGGACUUACUCGAUUUUGUUAGAUGGCUUAUGCAAACAUGGACAUUUGGAGGAGGCUUUAAAACUGCUCAAGUCAAUGCAAGAGAGGAAAUUAGAACCGGAUAUAGUCCUUUAUAAUAUUCUUAUUCAAGGCAUGUUUAUUGCUGGGAAGCUUGAAGUUGCAAAGGAACUAUUUUCCAUGCUUUUUGCUAAUGGAAUUCGACCUUCUGUACGGACAUACAAUAUCAUGAUUAAGGGACUGCUUAAAGAAGGGCUGUCAGAUGAAGCAUACAAAUUGUUUCGUAAAAUGGAAGAUGAUGGCUUCUUGCCGGACAGUUGUUCUUAUAAUGUUAUCAUUCAAGGAUUUCUUCAAAAUAAGGACCCGUCAACUGCUAUACAACUUAUUGAUGAAAUGGUUGGUAGGAGAUUCUCGGCGGAUUCGUCUACAUUUAAGAUGUUAUUGGAUCUGGAAUCUCAUGAUGAAAUCAUAAGCCGAUUUAUGCGUGAAAGCUCUCAAAUUAGAAAAAUGAAGUGAAGAUUUUCUAUUCAAGUGCUGUUUUAGGUUGCUGUACCUCUUUUGAGUUAUCACACCACUCAAGUCUUCUACUUUAUUGUUUGACGUACAACAUCUUCAUUCACAUAAAGAUCGGUCCUUUUAGUGCUGCUAUCCAUUAUCUGUACCACAGCAAACACACAGUUUUUUUUUUUUUCAAAUCCAUUAAUUUUUUUUAUUAUCAGAAAUUCCAUGGUUGGUUAGUGAGUGGUCUGUAACAUUUAUGGUGAUUUCCAGGGAUCUGUUUUUGGCAAUAAGUCCCACCUUACAUUGUGUAUUGACUUGAAUCUUUGUGUAUAAACUACAAGGUGUACACUAACCAGUCUUGUUUUCCUUCAGGUGAUGGAUUUUCCAGCUUAAAUUAGUUAUUUCAAGUUUUGAAUUUGGACAUAACAUUGUGACCUCUACUAAUCCUAACGAAUGAAUGAUUCAAAGAAUUGAACUUGACGUUUCUCUUCGUCUUGUGCAAUUGCCCAAGUUACAUCAGGUUUUAUUGGAGCUGAUUUGGAUGCGCUGUUCAGAAGGCUGGUAAUGUUUUUGUAAAGAGAAUUGGUUAGCAGAGAGUCUCAUCUAUCCAGAGAAUCUGCUGUUUUAGAACACGUGGAGGAUACCUCGGUUGCCAUCAUCAUGAGAUCCUACAGUUUUCUUCAAGUUGGGGGGAACUCUACUGCACAAGUUCAAGUUCUUUUAUGCAUAUUAAGCGGUCAUUGCCUAGUACUGGAAUUGAGUUUUUGAUUUCCAAAGUCUGCAAAUUGUUUAUGUUGAUGGCUUCUUGUAUCUAUAACAUACACUAGCAAAAAAGGCAACGCUCUGCUUCUCAUUUCUUUGUAUCAACUAAUGCCUGUUGGGUGCUCAGCCGCUCAGUUCUCGGUCUCAGCCUCAGCCUCAAUGGAUACUUGUUGGUGCUGUACCAGGAGGCUUGUCUCUCCACCCAACGUGUAAUAAAGAUUGCUUUAACUCAUUUAAGGUUUGUUGCUGCUCUA